AUGGCUCGAAAUGCAGAAAAAGCAAUGACUGCUCUAGCCAGAUGGCGUCGAAUGAAAGAAGAGGAAGAAAAAGGUCCAGUUGCAAAACGUCCAAAUGAUGUUAGUGAAUGUAAUACAUUAAAUGAUGCAGAAAGGUACAGAAAACAAGUUACAAUGGAAAUCGCUAAGAAAAUUGCUUUAAUACAGAACCCAGGUUUGGGAGAAUUUAAAAUUCGAGACUUGAAUGAUGAGAUAAACAAGUUACUGCGAGUAAAAUAUGCAUGGGAAAUAAGAAUUAAGGAACUCGGAGGACAAGAUUACCGAAAAGUAGCACCUAAGGAAUUAGAUCGAGAAGGACGUGAAGUAGCGGGAAGUAAAGGAUACAAAUACUUUGGAGCCGCUAAAGAUUUGCCUGGUGUUAGAGAACUUUUCGAAAAGGCUGAGAUCAGCGAGCCACGAAAGAAUCGUAUAGAAUUAAUCAAAUUUGUCGAUGCAGACUAUUAUGGUUACAUGGAUGAUGAUGAUGGUUUAUUAAUACCAUUAGAAAUGGACGCUGAAAUCAAAGCCCGUUUGCAAGCUGAAAAGGAAUGGGAAGAAAAUAAAGAUGCAUGGAAAGCAAAAAAGGCAUUUGAAGAAGAUAUCGAUAUAUACAAAGUUGAUGAUGUAAGUUUUUUAUUGAGAUGA
Molecule: messenger RNA, 663 nt
Organism: Thelazia callipaeda (thelaziosis nematode)
Lineage: Eukaryota; Metazoa; Nematoda; Chromadorea; Rhabditida; Thelaziidae
Source: the annotation of a GenBank genome assembly